AUGCAGUUUUUCAUCUUCUUAAUAUUAUUAUGUACCUCCAGUGUGAUUAUUGUCAAAUUGAAUGAGGCUCAUUUCUAUGGACCUGCGAUUAAGGCCGUUCAUGAUAAAUUUGAAGCUAAUGGAGUGGCGAUCACAGCGGGAAUAAACCACCUAUCAUUUGAACAAUUAACAGUUUGGCAUGAGACAUCUAGGUUUUUAUCGAAUGAAGGGAUAUCAACACUCAUCGUUAGCUUUCAGCAAUUGAGAGACAUAUGGAAAACUCAGCCCACUUAUACUACAAGCUCGCUAAUCGUGAUCGCGUUUGAGACAUUUGAAGAAUUGCAUACUUUCGAAUUAAUCAUUAAAACAUUUCACAUGAAUUAUGCUGUUUGGUUGAUAUUUUUCAUGAGAGAUGCUGACCGGGAAGUCUGUCACUUUUGCCGCAAUCCGCACGGAACCAUAGCAAAUCUGAAGUUCGGUACAAGAAUCCUUAUCUCAUGCUGCGACUCAAACAUGAUUGAAGAAUGGUGGUCUAUCGGAGAAAACCUUCCCAAAAGGCAGGAAAUUGGGCGAUUAAUGGAUGAAAAUUUUACGAUUUCGUGGUUUUCGGAUGAGUUGAUGAACGGCGAUAAAUAUUCACUGAAGGGAGCCUCAUUGCGCAUAACCGCCGUCACGCAAUCAGUUUUCUUUAGAAAGAAAGAUGGGCAGAUUUAUGGAUUCCUAGCUGAAUAUUUGAAGGAACUAUCUCGAGCAAUGGAUUUCAAGGUAUCGGAAAUAAUCUGGGAAGAAGACUUCGGUGUUUGUAUUACAGGAAGUUCAGAUUGCACUGGUAGUAUUGGAAGAGUUCAGCGAGAAGAGGUAGAUCUGGGUGUUGCUGCCUUUUCUGCGACUGUUGAACGACACAAUUUAGUUGAUUUUACGCUUCCCAUUAUAACUGGAAAUUAUGAAAUAUAUUUCAGUAAAUACGACGUUAUUAACGUAAGGUGGAACGCGUAUUUCAAGCCAUUCGCAGCGGAUGUUUGGAUUGUUAUCAUUUGUUCAAUACUGAUGACGGCUAUAUUCUUCACUCUUAUCAGAUACAAGAGGGAAUCUCCGUUUUUUCCGCUUUUCGCUGACCAUUAUCUUCAUAUGUGGGGAAUUCUUUGUCAUCAAAGCGUGCCAGCAUUUCCCAGGGAGGCUCCUUUAAGAAUUGUCUAUUUGACGAUGGCGCUAUCAGCACUCGUCAUCUCAAGCACGUAUGCUGCGUCGCUGACCAGCACCCUCACGUUAUCUUUGUAUUCACCCUUCAAUACAGUAGAGGAAUUUGUGGAAGAUGGCACGUAUGAACUCAUCGUGUUGGACAGCGCUCUCAUCAAUGAUAUGUAUAAAUUCUCCGACAAAAAACUCAAGAAGAAGAUGCUGUCUCUUUUGAGAUCAGAAGAUUCGCUUCCUAAGAGCCCUCAGGAAGCAUUUGAAGAGGUAUGCAGAACGAGAGUAGCUUUCUUUACGCACGAAGCUACGAAGAAAGCUCUAUUCGAUUUGAUACCUUGUGAAAUUAGUUUCAUAAGGAUUAAUAUCACGAACCCCAUGUCAAUGAUCACCCCUCGGGGCAGCAAAUACACGGAAAUCAUUAACCAUCAUAUCUGUCAAUUCAAAGAGGUCGGAUUAUUGCGACGAUUGGAAAACAAGUAUUUCAUAAAGAUGGAAAACGACCAAACUGUGCAUGCGCCAAUCAGCCUUCAAGCAGUUAAAUCAAUUUUUAUGAUUUUGGUAACUGGUUGUUUGCUUGCCUCCAUCAUUUUCAUCAUCGAAUUGAAAUUAUAUACGUAUUGCAAGAAUUUAUGUGAUCAAAGAAGGCGGAAAACGCUUUUGGGAAAACGGGGGAAAUUUCCCUUCUCAAUGUACAAUUUUGUUAUUCGAAAAUUUCCAUAG
Messenger RNA from Diachasma alloeum, 1890 nucleotides. RefSeq names its product glutamate receptor ionotropic, kainate 2-like (gene Ir106). The record is from RefSeq and is a predicted model, not a curated record. Gene Ontology annotation, molecular function: glutamate-gated receptor activity. Lineage: Eukaryota; Metazoa; Arthropoda; Insecta; Hymenoptera; Braconidae. Bases 1 to 1890 code for a protein of 629 amino acids. Gene Ontology annotation, cellular component: membrane. The transcript has 8 exons.